Messenger RNA from Papaver somniferum (opium poppy), 1053 nucleotides. RefSeq names its product probable ubiquitin-conjugating enzyme E2 25. Bases 1 to 1053 code for a protein of 350 amino acids. The transcript is spliced from 2 exons. Gene Ontology annotation, molecular function: ubiquitin conjugating enzyme activity. The record is from RefSeq and is a predicted model, not a curated record. NCBI's taxonomy places the organism in Eukaryota, Viridiplantae, Streptophyta, Magnoliopsida, Ranunculales, Papaveraceae.
AUGGUAUAUGAUUUCCCUCACGAUGGGGAGAGGGUAGAGAUAAAAAUUGUAGAUGGUGAAUUAAACCAAAAACAAGGAACCGUUGGAGAAGCCGAAGAAGAAAAAGUAAAUGGGACAACUAUUAGAAAUCAAUUCAAGCAAUUCGAUUUCGUCUCUUCUACAGCUCAAAGUGAGAAAGGAAUCAUUUAUCAUUAUGCUCCCUCUUCCUCUUCCGGUAAACAGCAAAUAAACAACAGCAGUAUUGACAGGCACAGAAGAAUAAUGCAGGAGUGGAAGAUACUCAAAACUGGAUUACCUGAUUCAGUUUAUGUCAGGGUCUACGACAAUGAUGUUAUAAGAGCUGCAAUAAUCGGUGGAGCAGUUCGCUGUUAUAAUGAAUGCACACUUUUGAAUCUACAUGCUGCGGGGGUCGACCGUUUUAGAAUAGAUACCCGUUGGGCAACUUAUCAGUGCCAGAAAUUGCUAGUUGCUAAAUGGAACCCAAAUACAUCGACCAUACUGGAUAUUUUGUUAUCUGUUCAACUCGUGUUUCAAACUGAGGACCCGUACUAUGGGAUGAAAACGAACGAUCCUCGUUUACAAAAAGCCAUUAAGACCGGUUACAAGUUUGAUGAAUCUUUAAAGUGCAAUGAAAGACUCUUCAGGGCAAACUGUCUGGCAAUGUUGGUUACUCUGAGGCGCCCACCAAAAGAUUUUGAAGAAUUUGUGGCACAACAUUUUCGCGACCGUGCCGAAACAAUUUUGACUGCUUUUAACCGUUACAAAAUCAAAUAUGGUGAUCAUUUCAAAUAUGAGAUGAAGAUGGGCAGGGAAUAUCAUGAUUCUAUGGUCAAUAUAUAUACAAAGCUUUUGAAGGCGUUUAUAAAGAAUGGUUCUUCAUUGGAUGGUUUCGUUGGAGACAUUAACUUGGAUGACGAUGACUCUGGCCAUGUUGUCACCUCCGAAUCUCAUAUAUCGGCUGCGAUCACGCUUUGGAUUUUGGGACUCCUUUUUAUAUGCAUGCUUUGUGGUGGGAUUUGGUUUUUAAUUCAAGCGAUCAGAGGCAAUACUUAA